Molecule: messenger RNA, 1539 nt
Organism: Maudiozyma saulgeensis
Lineage: Eukaryota; Fungi; Ascomycota; Saccharomycetes; Saccharomycetales; Saccharomycetaceae
Source: the annotation of a GenBank genome assembly
AUGUCACACCACAAGAAAUGUGUUGUUAUAAAGAUUGGUUCCCACCAUACAAUUGCUGGUUUUAAUAAUACUGAACUACCUCAAUGUAUUUUACCAUCCAGUUAUUUGAAGAAAGGUUCAGAUGAAUAUAUUUUUGGUACAAUUUCCAUGUUAGAAGAAGCCAUGGCAAAGAAUGAAGGUGAAACAAAUGAAAGUUUAGAAGUAUUUACCACUGUGGAUGAGAAUGGUAUUCCAUACAAUUGGACAGUUAUAGAACAACAAUUGAAAUAUAUCUAUAAGACUCAAUUGAAAUGUGAACCACAAGAUUUACCACUAGUCAUUACUGUUCCACAUUUGAAAAGUGAAUUAGCUAAUAAAGUUCUUGAAAGAUAUUUUAAUAUUGCAUUUACUAAAUUGAAUGUUCCUGUAUUACAAAUCAUUAUUGAACCAUUAGCGAUUGCAUUAGCCAUGGGUAAGACAUCUGCUUUAGUUAUUGAUUUAGGUAGUUCUGGUUGUAAUAUUACACCUAUUGUUGAAGGUACAGUGGUAAAGACUAGUGUUAUGAGAUCUAGAUUUGCUGGUGAUUUCUUAGAUUAUCAAGUUACACAAAAAGUUGAAAAUAUUGUUAAAAAUAAUAAGAAGAAAAAUAAUUCCGAAGAAAUAGAUAUUGAUGGUGACAUUAAUAUUUCAAACGAGGAUAAUAUAUUAUCAGAUAAUAAAGAUUCUGUUGAUGUUUGGUUACAAGCCAACACAUGGAUUCAAGAUUUUAAAAUUAAUAUGUUACAAGUAAGUGAUAAAGAGUUACCAGAAUUAGAAAGAUUUUAUAAAGAACAAGCAGAAAUGCAAAUUAGACAACAAGAACAAUUACAACAAUAUUCAACAAAUAAUGUUAAUGCUAAAUUAGAUGAAGCUGCGAUUGCAUCAAUUCAAAAUAAUAAUCCAUUAUCCCAAAAGAAGAAUUUCUUAUAUAAAUUAGCCAACCAAACGAUUUCUUUAGAGUCUCGUCAAUGUUAUGAAUUAGCAGAAUCAUUAUUUAAUCCAAGUAUGAUAUCAGAGAAAUAUACAAAAGAGGAUGGACUUGGAGAAAUAAUAGGUAAAUCUAUUAAGAAAGCUGGUGCAAGUGUCAGUUCUGUUGGGACUAAUACCAUUGGCGCACUUGGUGCAUCAAUGACUAUUCAACCAAUGAAUACUCAAUCAAAGAAUAAUUAUCUUGGAGACAAUAAUGGUAAUAAUAACAGUAAUGCAACUGGAAUUAACUCUUUAAGUACAACUGCUACUACACCGGAAUAUAUUUAUUCAAUGUUAUUAACUAAUAUUAUUGUAACAGGUGCUACAUCAUUAAUUAAUGGUAUGGAACAACGUAUCAUUAAAGAAUUAUCUAUACGAUUCCCACAAUAUAAAAUCACGACAUUUGCCAAUCAGGUAACGAUGGAUCGUAAGAUUCAAGGAUGGACCAGUAGUGUUUCAAUGUCUAAUUUACCAUCAUGGGAAUUAGCUAAAUGGUAUACUAAAUCUGAUUAUGAAAAAGAACUUAAUAGUGAAACUGUUAAUGAAAAAUAA